AUGUCAACUUCAAGGGAUUCGCUUACCGAUAUGCUGCCUUCCGAGGACUCGAGUUUUCUCUCCAACUUACCCACUGAAUUGAGAUACCGCAUUGUCGAUUUACUUGCCGCAAAAGAUGUCAUUAAUCUCCGUCUUACAUCAAGAGCUUGGGGUAGCGUAUCUGUCAAUGGUCUUUUCAAUGUUCGUAUUGGAAAUCAAAUCGAACAUGGCGUGUUUUCCAUUCGACCACACCUUGACGAUAUGAAUCGAUUACGAUCCGUUGCCUGCUACCCAUGGCUAGCGAGAGUUAUCAAACAUGUAAAAAUAUAUGUUGGUGAUUUGGAUAUGUUAGAAUUCGACCAUGAAGCUCAGACUGUUAACAAAUAUAGUAAAAUCGAGAGUAUGUUGACUUGUGAAAGGAAGGUCAAUAGCUUGUUGGAACAGAUUGUCCAGAAUAGAAUGAGACAUUGUGAUCCGAUCAUGCUGUCUUAUUCCCUUUCAAAAUUACCUUCGGUCGAAUCCGUUACAGCCACCGCGAAUGAAUGUCCCUUUUCGCCUUCUGAGGUCAAUUUCACGUUAGCAUGGAUGCGACUCAUGCGAAGAUUGAAUCGCGAGCCAGACGCACUUUACGACUCUUACGAUACUACGUUUCCUACAAGAUCUAGUAUCAGACAUCUUAGUAUAUUACUCGCAACACGAUUGUUACAGAAUCCAGUUCGGAAUUUAGUAUUGGACACUUUCCCAAUUGAUCUUUUUGCUAGUCAAGGCUAUCAUAAUGACGAUGACCAAACUGGACCAUCCUAUGAAAUUCACACUAACUUCCUCCAUGAUAUGCAGGAUAUGACAUCGAAAGUCGAAAAUCUCCGAAUUGGUGUCAAUCUUGUUAGCAGUAACGCAACAACUCCCGAGCAUACCAGAGUAAUCGCUAAAUCUAUGAGUAUGUUCAUGGGAUCCAUGCAAUCUCUUCGAUCUUUAGAUGUUACCUUGAACAUGUCCUCUCGAUUUCCGAAUGAUUCAAUGGAAUUAACAAGCCAGGAUGGAUUCUAUUCCAAUACCUUCCCACUUCUCGAGAACCUUCGUGUUUCCAAAGUAAGAUCUUUCGAUAUUCCAUUCUACUCAUUCAUUCUUCGUCACAAAGAGACCUUGAAAUCUUUAUCCCUAGGACAUGAUUUCUUCCUCAUUCCUCAAGAUAAACCUAGAGGAUGCGUCUCUGUCAAAUCUAUUCUUUUCAAAUUGCGUGAUAGUUUAAAGUUGGAAAGAUUCCAAUUAUUGGUCAGUGCCAGUGAUCAACGAAUAUAUGAUCAAGAUUGGCAGAUUGUAGAGUCUUCAGGUGAUACAUUAUCGGAUGCGAAAUUAUUCGAAAUGUUCGUACUGGGAAAAUGGUCGUGGCCGAUGAUAAAUGUAGAUUAUCCGCAUUGGAGGAGAUUGGAUGAGUGGAAAGGAUGGGUCAGAAGAAGUCGAGAUCGAAGAGGGAUAUUAGGGAGGUGA
This is a messenger RNA of Botrytis porri, 1467 nucleotides long. RefSeq lists its product as uncharacterized. Gene Ontology annotation, molecular function: protein binding. Lineage: Eukaryota; Fungi; Ascomycota; Leotiomycetes; Helotiales; Sclerotiniaceae. Bases 1 to 1467 code for a protein of 488 amino acids. The record is from RefSeq and is a predicted model, not a curated record. The transcript has a single exon.